AGUUUGUGGAAACUGGAAAGUUGAAUACCUAGGGAACCCAAGAUGUCUUUCGAAUCGCGGUUUCGAAAGAUUCAGAGCUUCAAGGUCUACUAUGCUCCCUGCACCAUAUCCCAAUAUGUCUCCGAACGCAGUGGCUUGCAGGUCGUCGUGGCGGCCCGCAAGGGCCCCAAAGUCAACGGUUACUUCACCUUAGCCACUGAGAUCUUCGAUGAUUCGGGUGCUCCCCAUACUCUUGAGCAUCUAGUCUUCAUGGGCUCAAAGAACUACCAGUACAAGGGUCUCCUUGAUAAGCUGUCAUCUCGUGCCUACUCCAGCACCAACGCCUGGACUGCCACGGACCAUACCGCCUACACUCUCGAGACUGCCGGAUGGGAUGGCUUUGCACAGGUCCUCCCUGUCUACUUGGAGCACAUCAUCCUGCCAACGAUUACUGAUGAGGGGAUCGUGACCGAGGUCUGUCACAUCGAUGGCGAGGGUAACGAUGCCGGUGUUGUCUACUCGGAGAUGCAAGCUGUUCAGUUCCGCAGUCCUGAGAUCAUGGACCUGAAGGCCCGUCGCCUUCUUUACCCGGAGAAUGUUGGUUUCCGAUACGAAACUGGCGGCAUGACUGAAGCCCUUCGUGUCCUGACUCCCGAACGCAUACGCCAGUUCCACAGAGACAUGAACCAGCCCCGAAACCUUUGCCUGGUCAUCGUUAGAGAGAUAGGCCAAGAGAAAUUGCUCCAAAUCCUCGACGAAUUCGAAGACUCCAUCAAGGAUGACAUUCCUUCCCUUGACACCCCUUUCCAGAGACCAUGGAUUGACUCCGCUCAGCCUCCUGCUCUCAAUGAGUCCAAGAUCGUUACUGCAGAGUUCCCGGAAGAAGAUGAGACUGUCGGCGAAAUUCUUGUCGGCUUUUUUGGCCCAAACUGCAUUGAUACUACCGCCACAUCUGCACUUAACGUCCUUCUCACCUAUCUCUGUGGUUCAUCUGUCUCUAUCCUCGAGAAUGUCAUCGUCGAGCGCGAGGAACUCGCUAGUUCUGUUAGUUACUGGUGGGAUUCUCGCCCCAACUCCGUCAUCUGGUUGCGGCCUACGGGUGUCGCUGCCGAGAAGCUCGAGUUCGUUGAGAAGCGCCUGUUUGAGUUGCUGAAGGAGGUAGCUUCCAAUCCCAUUGGCAUGGAUUACAUGAGAGAGUGUAUCCGACGAGAGAGACGCCAGGUCAAGUACCACGCCGAGACCUCCGAGUCUUUCUACGAUACGAAUAUUAUCACAGACUAUCUCUUUGGAGAGCGUGAUGGCUCAACACUCAAAGAUCUGCAAAACCUGGACGAGUACGAUACCUUGGAGAAGUGGACGGACAAAGAAUGGCGGGACUUCCUCCGCCAGUGGAUCUCAGAUGCUCAUCACAUCUCAGUCCUCGGCAAGCCCUCUCUGGAGAUGGCCUCUAAGAUGAAGGAGGAUGAAGAGGCUAGUAUUGCCAAGCUCAAGGAAGAGAUUGGACCCGAGGGCCUUGCUAAGCUUGGAAAUCGCCUUGAAGAGGCGAAGACGAAGAACGACGAGCCAAUCCCUGACUCGCUUUUAUAUCGACCGCUGUCCGACACUGCUCGUGCUGGAUACGCUCGAUCUGUUGGCCUGGGCGCUGGGCCCGCGCAAAAGUCCAUCGAUGCCGCGCCGAAUGGCAAGGUGCCCCUAUUCAUCCAGUUCGAGGAUGUGCCGACAAACUUCGUACACAUCACCAUCCACAUCGGCACUUCUCAAGUUCCCGAUGAGUUCAAGCCCCUGAUGCCCAUCUUCAGCGACAAUUUCUUCAACACCCACAUUAUGCGUAAUGGAGAGCAGGUCGGGUUUGAGCAGGUCGUCAUGGAGCUCGAGCGGGAUACCGUUAGUUACUCCCUUAGCUCUGCUAGAUCCUUAGGCGAUGCAGACGGCAUCAUGAUUCAGUUUCAAGUCGAGCCGGAAAAGUACGCGGCGUCUGUAGAAUGGAUUCACACCGUGAUGUUCGACUCCAUCUUCGACCCUCAGCGACUCAAGGCCGGCGUCACCAAGGCCUUGGCUGACAUCCCCGAGGGCAAGCGUGAUGGCCGCGGCAUGGCCGGCGAAGUCGACACAGCAUUUCACAUGGAGAGGUCUACGCUGGUUGUCGCCAAGCGUGUCCUGUUCAACACCGUCCGGAAGUCCCUCUUCACCUUCCAGAACCUGCGGUUCCUCGUCACCGCCAGCCUGGCUACCCUUCCCGACCCCAUUACAACUUGGGACACCCUUUCAAAAUCUCUAACUGCUCAAGAGGACAUGGUCGAGAUUCCUGAGCCCGCGAGCCUGCUUAACGCUGAGGGACGGAACCCUGGAUCCGUGGGCGCAGUCAUCAUUCCCAUGACCACCCUUGACAGCUCAUACUCUGUCUCUACGGCCAAGGGUCUGGAGUCCUUCUACGACCGGCACCUUGCCGCCCUUACUGUCGCUAUCGGCUACCUAGAGGCUCCCGAAGGUCCCCUUUGGAAUGCCGUCCGUGGUGCUGGCUACGCCUACGGCUACUGCUUCUCGCGUAACAUUAACUCGGGUAUCCUCGCGUAUCGUGUUUACCGCUCUCCUGACGCCUUCAAGGCUAUUACCGCUUCCCGCGAUGCUAUCCGUAAGGUCACCGAGGGAGAGGUGGAGAUUGACCGACAUCUGUUGGAAGGUACUAUCAGCCAGAUUGUCGUCAUGUUCGCGGAUGAGCAGUCGACGACGCCCAGCGCUGCACAGCGGAACUUUGUUCAAAGCGUCAUCCACGGCCUGCCGAAGGACUGGGAUAAGGAGAUGUUGCGCCGCAUGCGCGCCGUGUCCUUCGACGAAUUGCGUACUGCCAUGCGCGAGAAUCCAGGAUGUCACAUUGAGAAUCUUGACACACGACAUUGGCACAUCUGAAUUCAUUGUGUACACAACCAAUGUGACGAAGGAGUUUUUGGAGAAGUUCCGCGAUCCUUUCAAGGCACCAAAGGGCGGCGACAACACAGAGGUUUCCGGCAUCAGGAUCGAUUACGCACGACUACCCAUCUGGCCCAUCCUCGGCCUACGAGAACGACUCGGCAAGGCGUUGGGGCGCGACGUGGUCAGGCAUUUCGACCCUCAGGAGAUAGAGACAUGGGAGAAGGACCCAGAGAAGCAGGACGGCGGCAAACGGAAACGCGACGUCCGUGACUCCAGUGAUGAGCCUCCACCAAGAGCGAACAAGUGGCAUCCUCGGUAGGCGUGGUGUUACAAGAGUCCAGCAGGCUUACCCGAUAGAAUUGAAGUGCUUCCUUUAAUCUUUAACGUAUCAUGACUAUC
Ilyonectria robusta is the source of this 3288-nucleotide messenger RNA. Its product is annotated as Metalloenzyme, LuxS/M16 peptidase-like protein. NCBI's taxonomy places the organism in Eukaryota, Fungi, Ascomycota, Sordariomycetes, Hypocreales, Nectriaceae. Gene Ontology annotation, molecular function: metal ion binding. The record is from RefSeq and is a predicted model, not a curated record. Bases 43 to 2886 code for a protein of 947 amino acids. The transcript is spliced from 4 exons.